UCAGGCUUUAUUCCUGAACAAUCCUUUUUAAACUGCUACUUGUCAUCUCUUUCUUACUCUAUAUAAACUGGUUGCUUGUUCUCUCUUUUCUGAUCGAAUUAAGGAGGUAGGUUAAUUAAUGUCACGUCCAAUGGCCACCGAUGUAGUUCCCAAGCCAUCGAAAUGGUUCUCUAACAAAAGUCUCAGGGUAAGCCUCCAUCGCCGUGGAUCAAAGUCUGGCUCAGUACUGAGCUCUCCUGGAUCUCCAAGAUCUCCUGUGCCACCACGUACACCCAAGUGCGGCACUAGGGAAGACGAGUUCAGGGAAGUUUUUCGUUAUUUUGAUGAAGAUCGGGACGGCAAAAUCUCUGCGGUAGAGCUCAAAGCAUACUUCGAAUCGAUCGGAGAGUACAUGUCAGACGAAGAGGCUCAGGGGGUGAUCGCUGAUCUUGACUCGGACGGAGACAAUCUGUUGGACUUCCAAGACUUUAUGAGGCUGAUGAAGAGAGACGGCGGCGGGGGUGAGGAUCAGGACUUGAAGAAGGCGUUUGAGAUGUUUGAGUGGGAGAAAGGGUCAGGGUGCAUCACCCCCAAGGGCCUCCAGAGAAUGUUGCAACGCCUCGGGGACAACAAAUCAUUCGAUGAGUGCAAGGCCAUGAUUCAAGUCUACGACAUCGAUGGCAACGGAGUGCUUGAUUUUAACGAGUUUCACCAAAUGAUGGCUUGAUUAUUUGUUAAUCGUCUUUGUAAAUAAAUCUUGAAUAUGCACUUCUAAAUCAUUCAAGGUGCU
Alnus glutinosa is the source of this 769-nucleotide messenger RNA. Its product is annotated as probable calcium-binding protein CML41. Lineage: Eukaryota; Viridiplantae; Streptophyta; Magnoliopsida; Fagales; Betulaceae. The coding region runs from base 119 to 706 and encodes 195 amino acids. The transcript has a single exon. Gene Ontology annotation, molecular function: calcium ion binding; enzyme regulator activity. The record is from RefSeq and is a predicted model, not a curated record.